AAUCGAUGCUUAAAUGUUUGUUUAUUUCAAGUAGAAAUAUGUCUCAAAGAUCUAUCACUUCGUAUUUUAAAACAAAUCAAAUUAUUAAACGAAAGUUAUCCGAAACUAAUGAUAAUACCGAUGAUGGAGCCAAUCAUAUGACGAAACAGCAAAAGAUAGCCAAAGAAGCUGAUGGCAAACAGUCGAUAUUAAGUCUAACAAAAUGUGAUAUAAGGGAUAUUAUUAUCAAACAGUCAGUGGUUACCCCCGCACUGUCCACUAAUAUCGGUCACACUUGGUUUAGAGCACUUAAACCUGAAUUCUCGAAAGACUAUUUUAUUAAAUUAAGUCAGUUUUUAGAAUUGGAACGAAAGAGAGAAACGAUUUAUCCAUCUAUUGAUGAGGUUUUCUCGUGGACAACAAUGACUGAUAUAUCUCAAACUAAAGUUGUGAUAUUAGGACAGGACCCAUAUCACGGACCAAAUCAAGCUCAUGGUUUAGCAUUUAGUGUGAGAAAAGGUGUUCCCCCACCUCCCAGUUUGAAAAAUAUGUUUAAAGAAAUUGAAAAUGAUAUACAAGUCUUCAAUAAACCCAAACACGGAGACCUGACUGGUUGGGCCAAACAGGGUGUAUUACUUCUCAAUGCGUGUCUUACUGUAAGAGCUCACAAAGCAAACUCUCACUCAGAAAAAGGUUGGGAAAAAUUGACUGACGCUGUCAUCAAAUGGUUAGAUGAAAAUCAAUCAUCACUUGUCUUCAUUUUAUGGGGUUCUUAUGCACACAAAAAGGGAAACUUUAUUAAUAAGAAAAAACAUUUAGUUCUUCAGACGGUUCAUCCGAGUCCUCUGUCAGCUCACAGAGGAUUCUUCGGUUGCAAACAUUUCUCACAAACCAAUGAUUACUUGAAAAACAAUUCAAAAAAACCAAUCGAUUGGAAUUAUUUGCCAUAAAAUAAUUGUUUCAUUUAAAAAUAUUUAAAAAAAACUUUUGAAUUUAAAACAUUGUUUUAUAAUGAAGGGAUGG
Messenger RNA from Oppia nitens, 1002 nucleotides. Its product is annotated as uracil-DNA glycosylase-like. Gene Ontology annotation, cellular component: mitochondrion; nucleus. The record is from RefSeq and is a predicted model, not a curated record. Bases 6 to 929 code for a protein of 307 amino acids. NCBI's taxonomy places the organism in Eukaryota, Metazoa, Arthropoda, Arachnida, Sarcoptiformes, Oppiidae. Gene Ontology annotation, molecular function: uracil DNA N-glycosylase activity. The transcript is spliced from 8 exons. Gene Ontology annotation, biological process: base-excision repair; base-excision repair, AP site formation via deaminated base removal.